Molecule: messenger RNA, 1751 nt
Organism: Miniopterus natalensis
Lineage: Eukaryota; Metazoa; Chordata; Mammalia; Chiroptera; Miniopteridae
Gene: ARL6IP6
Product: ARF like GTPase 6 interacting protein 6
Source: RefSeq, a predicted model, not a curated record
GACCUCCNUCUCUGUGUCUUUCCCGCCAUGUCGUUCGUGGAGAGCGCGAAGCGCUCUUCUUUGCUGCGCCGCCGCCGCGGCACCCCUGUCCCUUUCGCUCGUCCGCGGGUAUCCGCGUUUACUCAAGGGGACAGUUGGGGUGAAGGUGAAGCCGAGGAGGAAGAGGGAUGCGACCAAAUAGCCCGCAACCUGCGGGCAGAGUUUUCUGCUGGGGCGUCGUCGGAGCCUAGGAAGGGCUCGCUACUCCCGCCGGAGAGGGACGGGUCCCCAGUCCUGCCCGAUAAACGCAAUGGCAUCUUCUCGGCGGAUGCGCGCGGCCAAGCCCAGGCUCGGCGGUGGCCGGUCCAGGUCCUCUCAAUUCUCUGUUCGCUGCUGUUCGCCGUCCUCCUCGCUUUCCUUCUCGCCAUCGCCUACUUGAUCGUAAAAGAGUUACAUGCUGAGAAUUUGAAGAAAGAAGACGAUGUAGAUACUGGGCUAUUAGGAUUCUGGACUCUACUUAUAAUAUCCCUAACUGCCGGGUUCUCCUGCUGCAGUUUUUCUUGGACAGUGACUUACUUUGAUUCUUUUGAACCAGGAAUGUUUCCUCCUACUCCUCUUUCACCUGCCAGAUUCAAGAAACUUACUGGACAUUCUUUCCACAUGGGCUAUAGUAUGGCAAUUUUGAACGGCAUUGUAGCUGCUCUUACUGUUGCAUGGUGCCUCAUGUAAACCUACACUGAAGCAAUAUUCUUGGCAAAACUUAGUCACUAUUGCUUUGUAAUACCAUGGAAGAGCAUCAUCUCAUACUCAGAAGACCAAGAAACCUGCUGUUUAUUAUGUGAUUCAGAUGCCUGUCGUAUCAUCAUUACGGAGGACCUUCUUAAGCAUUGUUCUAGAACCUAGGUAUUGGGCUGAGUAUUAAGUUUCAAGUAAUAUCUUAAAAUUGUAAGAUGUUUACCUCAUGUCUUUUGUCUGUGUUAUUUUUCUAAGCUGUAGAAAGCAUUUUAAUGGAACAAACUGGAAAACUUGAAUACAGUAUAUACCUUUCCAUGUAUAUACUACAUUUUCCCUAAGAAAUACUGAUAUUACUGUUUAAUUGAGAUAAAAAUAUAUCUUAAUUAUUCAUUAUAUCAGGAAAACAAAAAUGCCCACUACUUUGACAUUUUAUAGAAGCUACUUUUCAGUCAGAAUAUUUAGUUUUUGAUAUUCAUAUACUGUAAUCAAUAGAAGGUGCAUUUAUAUUUUUUAAUGGUGCAUAGUUUCUUGUGGGGUUUUUUUUUUUACAUAUUUAAUACUACAUAUUGAAUUUGUAUGUUUUAAAAUUGUUACAUCAAGACAAAUGUAAAUGUUAUUCUUUAGCUGGUGCAAACCUAAUACCAAUAUUUUUAAUGUGUAUUUUGUCUUUAAGCAAAAAAAGCAUAUUGACCUUAGUUUAAAAUUAAGCAAACUUAUUUUUAACAAAAAAGUCUGAAAAAAGGUAACUUAUAAGCCAUUAAAAUACUAAGAAAUUUGAAGCUAUUCACUAUUUCUGUUUCCACAAUUCCAAACAUUUAUCCUGGUGUAUAUGUGGUUACUUCAAUAGAACUGGUUUAUUUUGUUUUUAAUAAAUACUAACCUUACAUUUUUAUAUUUAGAAAUGCUUGAACUAGUUGGUUUUUAAUCUCAAAAAUUUACAUACCAAAAUAGAAAAGGUAUUUUGAUACAGUAUGUAUAUAUGUAUAAUUUUUUUAUAUAUAGUUUUGUAAUUUUCCUAUUUAAAUGUUCUUCUGUAA